Molecule: messenger RNA, 6397 nt
Organism: Drosophila suzukii
Lineage: Eukaryota; Metazoa; Arthropoda; Insecta; Diptera; Drosophilidae
Biological process (GO): G protein-coupled receptor signaling pathway
Cellular component (GO): membrane
Molecular function (GO): G protein-coupled receptor activity
Source: RefSeq, a predicted model, not a curated record
GUCGCGGCGUGGUUGUGUGUCCAUUGAAAUAGUACCAGAAAAUACUUCAAGAACCAUUCCGAUAUUAUCGGACCAAAGAUCGCGUGUUUAGUGAAGUGAUAAAUAAGAUUUAUUGAUGAUUUAUGACAAGUCUGUGAAAAGGGCAGCAGUAAUUUGGGAAAAUUAAUAAAGCUGUGAGAGUUUAGAAAAACCUAUAUUGAAAAUAAAGUUUUAAAAAAUUAUUUUCGGAACAAGCUCAUAAGCGUUUCGCCGAAAAUUAGAGCAUAAGGCGAGCGAGUGGGUGGAAGGGGCAAAAUGGGCGCCCUCCGCAAGUCCAUCCGCCCGAACCAGCGGAUGCCGUGCACCACGGUGCGGAUGCGUGAUGUUCGCGCCCCGGCCUUUGACAACUGAAAAUGCCAAAAGGUAGCAAAGCAGCAGCAGCAGCAGCAGUCCCCGUCCCUGCCAAUCGAUAACCGCAGCACACAAAGUGCUGAUCAGCCAAUCAAGGCGAGUAACUAAGCGAUAUAGGGGUAUAUAUAGUCAAAGAGUCCCCCGAAAAAAAAGAAGAGGAGCAAAAAAGCAAGAACCCCGAGCCCCAGGAUGCGGAUGUGGAUGUGGAUGCCGCAGGCUGUGCAGCUGCUGUUUGUGAUGGGCUUGUGGGUGAUGCAAGGUCAGGCGCAGUUGGAAUCCGUGGGACAGACAGCCGGAGCAGCGGGAUCGGCAACUGGAACUGGAUCCCCAUCCCCAUCCCUAACCCCAUCCCCAUCUCGGAACCGCAUCAAGGCGGAAGCGGAUGCCCUGAUGACGGGCGACAGCUUCAACAUUCGCCACGGGCGCUCUCGUUCGCAUUUCCUCCACCCGAACAGCAGUGGCAGUGGGAGUGGAGGUGCUGGUGGUAUACCCACCACCCGGCUCCUCCUGGUCCCACCCACCCAGUUGCCCGGGGCGGGGGGCACAUCCCCGGCUCCCGUCACGCAUAAAAUCCGCAAAUUGCACAAGAAGAAAAUCAACGAGAGCAUUCGCAAGAGUGUGGACAAGAGUCUGGGCCUCCUCCAUCCGCCCAAGAACCAUCGCAGUCUGGCCGAGGCCGAGCAUCUGCAGGGUCGUCCUGCCACCGAGGACACCGAGGACACGGCACUCAGCGAGGUCAUGCAGCUGGCGGAUGAGAUUGAGCUGGAGAGUUCAUUCGCCACGGUGGCCCCAACAGGUGAUCCGGAUAUCGUUGUCAAGCAGGCGCGCCAAUUUGUGCGUGAUGAGGCCAAUUACCAGCGGGAGCAGGAGCAGGAGGAUGAACCCCUCGGCGAGGAGGAGGAGGAGGAAGAGGAGGAGGAGGAGCUGCCUGUAUCCACCACCACAAAACCCAAAAUGGCCAGAACCCGCCUUCUCCCAGUGAAUGGGACUUGGGAGCGAAGGGGUAGGAUGCGCAGUGACUCCUCCUCGGAAUCGGAUUACGAAAGUAAUGCCCUGGAGGAGGAGCAGGAGGAGGAGGAGGAGGAUGUUCAGCCAUUUGGCAAGUCCCAGACCAACGAAAGCCUCGGCACCACCGAGUGGAUGGACGAGGGUGGUCAGCGAGGAGGCAGGGAGCCCGAGGCGGAGGCCAGAUCCCAGGUAGCCAGCAUGGAGGUCAAGCAGAUCAGCUUCGAUGGCUCCGAUUCCGAUUCCGACUCCGAGUCCGGCCUGCUGGACACCUCCGAGGUCACCAUGGACGACGGCUAUCCGCCGGAUGUGCAGAUCGAUGACAAGACCAAGCAGCUGGUCAUCGGCGAUGUGGAGGGCGUGGAGGAGGCGGAUGAGAACAUGGAGUCCAGCCAGAUAACCGCCGAUGUGAUCAACGCCCGGGACAGCAAGAUCGAUCUGGUGUCCAAGUUCCUGCAGUACAUCGAGCAGCAGCACCUGAUGGGCUCCAAUUGCGUGGCGGGUACCUCCCUGAAUCUCGGCGAGGGCGUGGUCGAUAGGUAUGCCCAGGACAGAUUCCGCGUGGAGGCCGAGGUGGCCGUCAAUCGGGCCAACAUGCUGACCAGAAUCUUCAAGACCACCGGCCGUUCCGUCCAGGAGGAUGUCAACCUGCUCCACGCCUCCGUGCUGUCCAUGGUGGAGUUCGACGAUGAUAUAUUCGCGGCCGGAAAUUGCUUCGAUUGGAACGAGCAUCCCGCCCAGCCGGGACUCUUCUGCCCCUUCGCCUACCGCCUACCGCCCCCAAAUCUCGGAGCGGUAUUCGCCAAGGAUCUGGCCAUGGAGUACCACUAUCUGGGCAACACCUCCGAGUGGUUCUUCCUGGCCCGCAAGAAUGCCGAGAAGGUGAUAGCCCGCAACGAGCAGUAUCUCAAGUCCUUUCAUCUCUACUCGAACCGCACGGAGGAGCGAAUCGAGGACGACACGCUGGCUGUGAAAUAUGAGGAUGGCAGAUGGUCAAAACCCUAUUACGACUGCGGCGGGGGCAACAUUUGGAUGCUAACCUACACGGUGCCGUUCUUUGGCUACGAGAACGGAACCUAUCACUUCAAGGGCACAUCUGGCAUCGAUAUUGACUUGCGGCGCGUGGACAUCGACCAGUGUCCUCAGAGGCACACUCCUGGAACCAAAAGACCGCUGAACAUCUUCGCCGGAACGGACAAGUGCAAGCAGCGCACCACGAUGUGCGAGGCCAUCAUGGGAUUGGGCUUUCGGCGUGGUUCCUACAAAUGCCUGUGCCGCAAGGGAUUCUAUUUCCCCGACAUCGUCUCGCAGCACAAGUUCUUCAACGGCAGCCUGCUGGAGGAGGAGUACGAGAAGCUGAUGCUGGGCAAGAACUCCACGUACAACAGCAACAGCGAGUACGAGUGCCUGCCCUGCGCCGAGGGCUGUGACUCCUGCGAGGACUCCUCGCCCUGCAUCGCCGCCCUCAACUGGCCGAUGCGCACCAGCAUCCUGGCGCUGGCCUGCAUCGUGAUUGGACUCCUGCCGCCGGCAGCCUGGUUCACCUUCCGCUACCAGCAGGUUAAGGUUGUGAGGGCAGCCAGUCCGGCUUUACUGCGGGUCAUUGCCUUGGGGGCAUUCUUCAUUUACUGCACGAACAUAGUGAUGUAUCCCAAUCCCAAUCUGUACACCUGCACCGCCCGCAUUUGGCUGCGUGAGAUAGGAUUCUCACUGACUUACGGAGCUCUGAUGCUGAAGACCUGGCGGAUAUCGGUGAUUUUCCGAGUUCGUUCAGCGAAGGCUGUGAAAAUCACUGAUGCAGCCUUGCUCAAAAGACUGGGCAUCAUCUGCGGGGCGAUUGGAACCUGCCUGCUUGUCAGGACCCUCGUCUCUCCACCGGAUGUUGUUGUGGGCCGCACUGCCGAUGAUUUGAAGGCCUUCCUCUGCAAGACCGACUGGUGGGACUACACAUUCACAUCGAUGGAGGUCCUGUUUCUGGCCUGGGGCGUUCGUUUGUGCAUCAUGGUGCGGAAGGCGCCCUCGGAGUUCAACGAGAGUCGCUUUAUUUCGAUGGCCAUCUACAAUGAGUUCCUGCUCACCUGCUUCCUCAAUGUGUCCAUGCUCUUCCUGCAGUCGCCGGCCAACCCGGACUUGCUGUACAUCAUCUUCUUUUGCCACACGCAGCUGACUGUGACCCUGCUCCUGGCCCUAAUCUUCGGCAGCAAGGUGUACAUCGUGCUGCGUAGUGGCAAAUCGCAUCAGGAGAACAUCGGCAUGGGCACCAAGGCAUCGGGGGCGAAAUUCAAUUUCCGUCCCCAAGUGCGCACCUUUGCCAAUCCCAGCUCGGUGACCACCUCCACGGUCCCGGUGGCGGGCACCACGUCAGCAGAAACAAAGCUGUCCGACCAGGAGGCGCUGGAGGAGAUCCGCCAGCUGAGCAUGCAGCUGCAGCGCAUCCAGGAGAUGGCUCCGCCCAAGGGCGUGGCGGUGAUGACCAUCUCCAGCCUGCUGGACGGCCUAAAGACCCCGGGCGGCCUUAUGGUUGUGGCGGCGGCGGCGGGAGCCACUGCCCAUGGCCACUCGGCCGCCACCCGCCAGAGUGCCCUGCCCCUCCUGGCCCUGAAUGUGGAGAUGCAGAAGUACAGCCAGCAGAACAACAAUGCCAAUGGGCGUGGCAGUGCCAGGGCCAGUAUCCCCACCAUGGUCCUGGAAACGCCCCCGAGCUCUACGCCCCCCUCGGCGGCCUACGAGGAGCGGGCCAUGAACACGGAGAUCAGCGGCGAUGACUUCCGGGAGCAGCUGCUCCGGCGGACAGCCGAUGGCCACAUCAUCUGCAGUCGCUGUUUGGAUGCGUCCAAGGAGCACUACUACUGCUGUCCACCGCGCAGCGCCUGCGAUCACAUGGGUUCACCCAAGGAUGAGGGCAGCCUUAGCUUCGCCAACAUCAAGCUGGAUUGCAUGUGCUCCCAGUCGGAGGACCUCGACCAGGCUGAUCCCUGCCAGCGCAGCCAGAGGAGGCCCACAGUGCGAACGGCAGCCACCAAUACUCCGCCAACCAGCUGCAAAAGGCAACCCCGCAAUUUAUUGGAGGCCGAGCUCAGCAUUUCGUAUCAAAUUUGUGAUAAUUGUAGAAGUAAGUACAAGCUAACUGGCCGCCGGAGGAGCGGCAGUUACUCGCAGGCCCAGGCGAAUCCGCAGCUUGGCCAACAGCCGAGUGGCCAGCAGGUGCAUCCCAUCCAGUCCCGCAGCAUCGAGGUCCUGGAUCGCACGACGGCAGCGGAAGUUGAGGGCGAGGGCGCCAGGACCAAGGCGGCCCACUCCACGGACGACAUUGUCCUGUACUCCACUGAGAAGGAGAAGAUCCAUGUCCAGGCUCAGCUGGAGCCCGACUCCCUGGCUGCUCCCUCCCUGGGCAAUGUGUCCAACAACUCUAAUAACUCCACCAGUGGCAGUGGAGGCACAUCUCGUCCCAAGAGGCCAGACAAGCUGGUCCUGGAUCUGAACGAUCGGUCCAAGUACACCAAAGAGGUUUCCGUGUAAAGAGAAUGAAUUUUGGCCUGCCAGGCAAAGCUGUUCGGCAAAAGUCGAAAAAACACUGUAAGUUUACCAGGAUAUUAUAUUAUUAAAUAAGAUUUAUUUAUAUCAGGAACCGGAUGGAUUAUAUUUUUUAGUUUCAACAUCAUGUAUUAGAAAUUAUAUUUCAUUAGGGUUCCAAAUAAAUCUAAAAUUUAUUUUUGAUAUUUUUUAAACAGGUCUUUCAAGGGACAAAAAAGUCUUGUAAGCCCUGAAAGCAACAAUAACUUAAAUUUACUAAAAACAUAACCCUGCCCUUAUAUUUAAAACACUGACUUCAAAUUAAAGAUUUUAAAAUAUUUUUUUAAAAAUAUAAGAGCAUAACAAUUUCUUAGGUAAUAAUUCCUAAAUUUUGGGUUAUUUCUUAGUGUAUUUAAAAAAAUCGUUGUUAAAGUUAUUAAACAUGUUUUGCAAUUUUUAUAAUCAAUCAAAAAAUAAUAUGAUUUGGGAAAUAGCCGAAAUUUUUAUUUUUUAGGCCUUAUAAAUCCAAAUGUUUUCGACUUUAUCUAGUCGAACAGCUUUUGCACUGGCUGGCAGCAAUCAAAAAUGUUUUAUGCUUAGGCCAGUUGAAUUAUCAAAGACUUUAUUAAAUUAUAUUUGUACAACUAAUUAGAUAACUGAUUGACUUAGCUAAAUGUAGUUAUAAGUCGAACCCAAAAAACACCCGAUUUCAAUGAAAUGCAAUAAAGCCAGGAGUUUUGCGAUUUGCAUUGCUAAGCAAAAUGAUUUGCAACUAUAAUGAGCCCCCGAAUGUUGUGAAUUUAUUGAAUUUGGCAAACAAACGAACGCGCGAAAGUCAACAACACAUUUUGUUGAAAGUCAUGUGUUUUUGGGCGGAAUAUUAAUUAAAUUUACAUUUCAUAUAUGUAGAUAAUUAAAUCUAAAUUGCUUACUAAUUGAAACUUGCAGCGAGUCAUUUCCAAUGAAAAUGAUUUAAGUACUCAUAAUGAUGAUGGUGGUAAAAUGCAUUUGCUGUUAUAUUUAUUAAGCCAUGUUUAAGUGCCGAUCUAUUCAAAAUGGGAGCCCAACCACACACACAACACACAAAACACACACUCUGUAAAAUAGUUAAUCAAAGUUGAUGUGAACUGUAAAAUACACAUAUCUCCUUUAAAAACUCACACAAUACCUUCCAACUAAAUAUAGUGAAUAAAUAAUUGUAGUUACAAUUAAGCAUUAAUUAUCUGUCGUACACUUAGCUGCAAUAUUAUAAAUAUUUCAAAAUCGAUUAAAUGCUGCAAAUUGCCCACCCCUUUGCCGAAAUAUGAAAUACGAAAAAUUACAUUUGCAAAAUCUGUGUUGUCGCUUGAACAGACGAGAACAAACAAUUGCAUGUAAAUUAAGUGCUGUAGUUAAGCGUUGAUGUUAUUGAGUUGGAAAAUAUGUGCAUUAAAUGCGUUUGUUUAAAGCAAUCCAAUAAAUGGCGAGUCUACUGAAUGUACACCUAAGA